UCAACGGCCGGAGUCAAUUAUUCCUUACGUAUUUUCACUUAGCGGACUGUUUUGAACGCACAGUAAAAACAGGGACAUUUGCGGGGACAGCUCCAGUCGGGGACAGACCGUCAAACUGGGACUGUCCCCGGAAAACGGGGACGUCUGGUCACCCGCCUGUCAGAUGAUCUAUGCUGCUACAAGGCAGAUAUCAGUAGUCAACCGAACCAUUUUGAACUGGAACUUUUGUUUAAAGAUUAAUAAAUGUAUAAGCCCUUAACAAAUAUUUAAAACAGGACUAACUAUCGCAAGAGAGGCGCAAGUAAUGGUGACGGUGAGAGCUGAAGCUGUCUGUGACGCUGACGGAUCGAGAGGGAGGCGCAGGCCGAGUGAGAGCUGCCUGCGGCGGUGGCAGGUCGUGUGAUAGCCGAGUGAGAGCUGACUGCGGCGGUGGCAGCUCUCCCUGCCACGGAAAGAUUUUACCCCCUCUCCAAAACUUUGUAGCAUUCGGCGCCAGUUCACAGUGAGGUUGGUGCAUAAGGGGAGACCCUCGCAGGCUUGAUUUCAUUGCAUUUCGAGGAAAGGAAUAACAAAACAUUUAUUCUGACGCUCCUGAGACAUUCUGGGAGAAUGCGGUGGCUGGGAUGUUAUCGGCUGGGGCCCAUGUGGAAAGCACUCCUUGUAUUUGUUGUUAUUGCUUUUGCAGGGCAGCUCCUGGGAGUCAUCUUCAAUAAGAGCUGGAUUCAGCCAGAGAGGCCUCGUUCCUUCUAUGCUCUUCCCUCUGAGAAUUCCCAAGGGCCCUCACUGGGAUCUUGUCAGCCCCACACCCACAUCAUGUUCUUGAAGACUCACAAGACAGCCAGCAGUACCGUUCUCAAUAUCCUCUAUCGCUUUGGAGAGGAGCGGGGCCUUAAAUUUGCCCUGCCUGUUGGGUACCAAUUCGGCUACCCACUUCCUUUUAUCGCCCAGAAGGUGAAAGGGUACAGAGGUCCUCACAUAGCAGAAUUUGACAUCAUGGGUAACCAUAUGCGGUUCAACAAACCAGAGGUUGAAAAGGUCAUGCCAGCUGACACCUUCUAUUUUUCUAUCCUUCGAGAUCCUGUGGCGUUAGCGGAAUCCUCCUAUGCCUAUUACAAAAAUGUUGCCCCUGCUUUCAGGCAUGCCAAGGGGCUGGGUGAUUUUGCAGACAACCCCCAUAAGUACUAUGAUCCCAGACUCCGAAACAACCAUUAUGCCCGCAACUUGCUGUGGUUUGACUUUGGUCUGGAUAACAAUGCUAACUACAGCACGCCCCUGGUCAAACGUGGUGUGGAAGCAGUGUGUCGGAACUUCAAGCUAAUCCUUCUGUCUGAGUAUUUUGACCAGUCUAUGGUGCUGCUCCGCCAUGCUCUCUGCUGGCCACUAGAUGCUGUGGUUUCUUUUAGCCUAAACGCCCGACAGCAAGUGCCCAGUGGAAGGUCAGGAUGGGUGGGUAAGGCUGCACCUCCAGCCCCUUUGGCCUUAACAGACAAGCAAAGACUGAAAUUACGGGAGUGGAACUCCCUAGAUUGGCACCUUUACCAAGCUUUCAACCUCACGUUCUGGCAGGAAAUAGAGCGCUUUGGGCGUAAUCGAAUGGAGGCAGAGGUGGCCUUGCUUAGGACGAGACGAGAGGUCCUCGCUCGUGUCUGCUUACAUGAUGGCGGCCGACCUAUAGAGGCCAGUCGCAUCCGGGACAAGACCAUCCGUCCCUUCCAGAGUGGAUUAGUGAAGAUCUUAGGUUAUGAGCUGCAGCCUGGACUGGACAAUGCAACAUGGGAAGCUUGCCUACGCAUGAUCAGGCCUGAGAUUCAGUACAAAGACUUACUGGAUCUUCAUCAGUUCCCUCGAUCCCAGAAACCCCCAGGAGCAGAUGCUUUUGCUGGAAGGCACCCAGUAAGGAGGGAGCCCUCAAUAUUUAGGACUGAAGACCAAGAGGGGAGGAGGUUGGUUGAGAAAGACUGGGAUGGGACAGUGCUGCUUCGGAAUCAAUCAUUAAAGCAGGUUGAUUCAAAAGUAAGGCUUCGAUAGUGACCCAUAUUUGGCUCAGCAGGGCCACUGUGCUGCACUACUAGAGGUGAAGGGAUAUCCAAGACUCGCAACAGAACACUUUGCCAUUGGCUCUUCCUCAUUUUGCCCUUCUAAACUCUUAUUUUAUACAAUACAAGGUUUCAUGGGGAAGAAAGGGGUCUAUGAAUUCAAUGAAGUGACUGGGUUGUUAAAUGGUGCAGACAUGCGAAAGUUAACAAUGGGUAUAAGUUAGAAAAUAUGAUGUGCUGCUAUUCUGUCCAUGAUGAACCAUGAUGUAUGGUACAAAAACAACUAAGUGGUUCUAUGCAGUGUUUCAAAUAUACUGUUAAAAACACACUUUCUCACUCAGUACCAACAUACACAAACGUACACAUAGAAUCAAAUUAAAUAGCAAUUUGAUCAAAGGAAUAACAUACAAAUGUAUUCAUUUAAGUAGAAUCACAGAAGCUUCACUGUCUGGCAAACAACACUAAGGAAGAAUCAAACAGUACUGUUCAUAGUGGCAAGGAUUUGAUUUAAUAUCUAUUUAUAUGGGUAAAUGUUCAACAGGAAUUAAUAGUGUGUGGAUUACACUAGAAAGAGGAAUACAAUACACUUUGCUUUUUAUCCUGCACAUUCAGAUUUUAGAACUGGGAAAUGGUAAAAGCCACGAAAGCAGGCCUGCCAUAGUCACACAAGUGGUCUAUGAUGCAAUAAGAUAAGCUAUAACAACUCUUCACAUGGGUCUGUGAGAAUGACAUCUCCAGUUUUAACACUGUGAAACAAUGUUUACCAUUCAUGAAAGACAAAAUGGACUUGUAGAUUUGUAUCUAUCUUAAUUGGGCAAUACACUUCCUGUUAUAGUAUGUUUUCUAGAGACAAAAUCUAAAUAGAUAGUGAAUGUUCAUUGGCAUGGUAAAUGCUGUCAUGUCAGAGGCCUGUCAUAGACACUUUAAUGUGUCAACCAGGAAACUCCACCUCAAAUUCCAAAUCUUAAAAAUUUUGCCUUACAAUUAGUACCUUUGGGAAGCAGUGCUUUAAUAUAGAAUCUUGCUGUAUUUAUUAUGCGUUUAUAUAAAUUUGUCUGUGUACCUACGGCAUUUAUACUUUCAAGCUAAAAUGUCUUUCUUAUUGUGAGUGCUGAGAAAAAUUAGUAUAGAAAUGUGACUGGAAUGCACUGUGCAAAUAGCCCUAUGUAUGAACUGCCAUCUUUUUUUGUGUAAACAUUACAAUGCACAGAGCAAGAUGACAUCUUCUGUUGCUUAAUUUAUUAUCUUUGUUCUAAUUCAAACAUUAUUGAGACAAGAGAAGAAAAAAAAAAACACUAUAUGUAUGGUCAUUGUUGUGUGCUUAUUCAUAUGUUUCCUUUAUUGUGUAGUUAAGAUUUAUAUGCAUGGAAAUCAUUCAUCUGUUUAGUUGACAAACAAUUUAAUAUUUUGACAUGCAUAGUAAUAUGAUUAUAUAAUUGCCAUUUAAUUAACCAGGAAAUUCUCCAUCUUAAUUAUUGACUUUCUCCACUCACAGCUUGUGUGUUUGGAACUCACAUGCAAUUGUUAUUGAUUGAAAUUGCUGGUGGAGUUGUUUGACCAAAUAUAUAUAUAUAUAUAUAUAUAUAUAUAUAUAUAUUUGUUUUUUAAACCAAAUUCCAACCUGAUAUAGCUUAGUGUUUUAUUUUUUAUUUUUUAAUUCCAAUAAAAAAUGACUGAGAAAUCAGAUCAAAUACAUUGGGGCUACAAGAAAAGAGACUUUGUAAAAGCAAAAUGCUAAAGUUUGCUGUCAUUUCAAUGAAAGUGUUCAGUAAAUAUGGCUAGGGGUGAUAGAAGAAAAUUUGUAUUAUUAAAAUAUAUUUAACUUUUUUUUUUACUUUUGUUCAUCUUAUUGUAGAGAACACUCUUUAACUGAUUCCGUUUAAGAUUGGCAAUAUUGUGCUGUGUUACUUGCAAGUCAUACAAAUCAGGCUCGGUGUCUUCAUGACUCUUUAGUUGGAUUACCUGUGGUACUGCAAUAUAAAGAUAAACCAAAGAGGUACUGAUGUUUUUGUGCUUGGAAAAUCUUAUGAAAAAAAAAUUGGCACACAGUUUUUCCUUUAAGAUAUUGGUUAGUAAAUGAAUCCUGCAGGCGCACAAAGGGGCAAACACAGAUCACCUAAACUGUGCAUCUUUGCAGAUUUUAUAUACAGUAGCUGACAUAAAAAAUAAUCUCAUUAGCUAGUUAAUUAAAAAGUGUGCUUUCCAAAUGAAAAAGACGCUGCACUGCUCUCACAACAGCAUGAACACAGUAUAUUAGUCAGUAUGAGUUUAAUUUGAACAGGACAAAUAAACUCAUCGGAAACAUCUAUUCUGCACUUUUGAGGCAAUUAUAUUUUUCAAGUGAUUUACAACAUGGUGUUUCAGUUCAGUUUUCUCUUGAGUGAGAUUUUUUUUUGUUUGUUUUGUUUACCGUAUUUAUUGAGUCUGUUUCUUAAAUAUAUGGGGAAACCUGUGUAAAUAUUUAGGAGUAUGGCAAAUCUUACUAGGUAAUACUUGUAUGUUGUAAAAUAAAAUACAACUUUUUCAGUAAUUGCAGUGAAUUGACAUUUAUGUGUGAUGAACAUGUUAAAAUUAUUUUUUCAUAUGCUACCUGCUAUAAUCACCAGUUUAUCAUUCACCAGGAUCUAUAAGGUAACUUCUGAAAGAUGCCUAUUUGAAACACUAUGAAGGGGCUGAAACCACAUUGAUAAGUCUGCAUACCUCCACGUGCAUUUUCUGUCUGUGCCAUUAUUUGUAGCUUACCAAGAACACAACUGGCACAUGGAGCACUGUAAAAUCUAAUAAAUUGACCUUAGAUUUUUUUAAGGCAAUUGUUUUACAUGCUUUUUCUAAGUAAACAUACUUAUUUGAACGUAAUUUUUGAAAGUAAACUUAACUUAAUUUUUUAAUUUAACUAGUAACAAGUAAACUUGACUUAUCUGCGACUGAAGUAUAAUUUGUUUUUAUUUAAAUUGAGCACGUCUUAUACAGCAUUAGAUAAAUUAUGACUGGAAUCUUGGUUCGUCAUAUGGCACACUAGAUUCUCCUCAGUACUUUUUAGUGCACAUAAAUCUGCAUUUUUUUAAAGUACAAUUGAGUAAAGAAGAAUGGCUUUAACAGACUCCCAAAUUCACAGGUAACACUAAUCACCCUCAUGGUGACUUCACACAAAUCACAACUAUCAACCAGCUACAACAAAACAUCAAUAGUUAUAAGAAUAAAAUUAAACUAUAUACAUUUUUAAAUAACAAUUAUCAUUUUGCUACAUAAAUUCCCUUGUUUUGACCAAACAUACAUCAUUUAUUAAAGCACAAGGGCUUAUGGGUAUUUUACACAGCCACAAUUUGGUACUUGAUAAUUUUGAGUUAGUAGUACUCGAAGCCAAAGUUUAAAGAAUGUAUAUAUUUGAGUUAUGAUUCCAAAAUGUGACAUUUCAAGUACUGUUUAAUUAGGACAGCUUAAAUGUUUUUAUUAAUGACAACUUAAGGGUUUAGAGAGUAACGGUAACUUAAUAAAACUAGUAAGAAUAGUAAAAAAUUAAGCUGAAGUUGAGUCAACUAUUUUUUACAAUUUGAGAUAUUUAUUAGUAUUUACAGUGAGCCACACAUACUCCCAUAAACCAUUUUUAUUUUAUUUUAUUUUUUAUUUUUUUGCAUGUUAUGAUUCAAGAUUUUGGGCUUGUGUGCAGACAUUCAAUUCCAUUAGUAAAUCAAAUUUGGACAGUUUAGCUAAUGCAUCCAAGCUCCCUUCAAUAAAAUAUCUGAACAACAAUUUUUAUCGAUUUUAUCAAUUCUGAAAUCUAAAGCUUGAUAGUUCACAAUAAACCCAUAUUCACAAAGUUUGUCACUGAGAACAGAUUUUAGCAUUUUACCCAAUUGCUUGCAAUCACUGCUAUACACUAU
This is a messenger RNA of Myxocyprinus asiaticus (Chinese sucker), 5917 nucleotides long. RefSeq names its product galactose-3-O-sulfotransferase 2-like. The record is from RefSeq and is a predicted model, not a curated record. NCBI's taxonomy places the organism in Eukaryota, Metazoa, Chordata, Actinopteri, Cypriniformes, Catostomidae. The coding region runs from base 610 to 2028 and encodes 472 amino acids. Gene Ontology annotation, cellular component: membrane. Gene Ontology annotation, molecular function: galactosylceramide sulfotransferase activity. The transcript is spliced from 4 exons. Gene Ontology annotation, biological process: glycolipid biosynthetic process.